AUGAGUAGGGAAUACCAAAAUGCAAAGAAGCGAAAACGUGUUUAUUCAAAAGAGAAUGAGGCGGUUGAACCAACCAUCGUUGUCGAUACGUGCAAGCCCACAGCUAUAUAUCAACCGACAAAGGGCAGAGAAUGGACAGUAACUGUAGCGCUGCCAGGAAGUAUAAUCGCCAACGCCCAGUCUCUUGAACAAAAAACAUUCUUGGCUGGUAACAUUGCGAGAGCUCUCGCCGUUUUUUGUGUGGACGAAGUUGUAAUUUUUUCGGAUGGAAACUCUCAUGGAAAUGUAGCAAAUUUUCAUGCAAAUCGGUCUCAAUUUUCUAAUAAUCCAGCCGAUCUAGUUCAACAAAAUUAUACUGGAGUAUCAGAUCCGGAUCAUUUUCUCGUGCACCUUUUAAGUUACCUAGAGACACCUCCACAUCUCAGAAAACAAUUUUUUCCAUUACAUCCAAACCUUCGAAUUGCUGGGACUCUUCCUAGCUUGGAUCUCCCACACCAUCUCAAAGCAGACGAAUGGUGUUUGUAUCGGGAGGGAGUCACACUUCCAGGUUCUGAUAAACAUGGGACAUUUGUAGAAGCUGGAUUGAGAGUUCCCGUCACUAUUGAAGAGCAAUUACCAGCUAAAACUAGGGUCACUCUAAAAUUUAGGAAUGGUGCUGAAGAGGAUAAUAAAAAUGCGAAAAUCGACACUGUAUUUGCCGACCCAGUUAGCCCGUUUGAACCCCGAGAUGAAAGUGGCUAUUACUGGGGCUACCAAAUAAGGCGUGCAGACUCAUUAAGCAGUGUGUUCACUGAGUGCACCUACACCGGCGGCUACGAUAUCUCAAUUGGGACCUCAGAGCGCGGAUCUAACCUUGAGAGCUUGUACACUAAUACCGGAAAUCAGAUAGGCGAAUUCAAACAUUUAUUAUUAGUCUUCGGCGGCGUCGCUGGACUCGAAGUCGCCGUCAGAAACGACCAAGAAUUACAGAAACUUGAGGUUGUAGAAGCUAAGGAUGUUUUUGAUCAUUGGAUCAACAUCUGUCCGGGACAGGGUAGCAGAACUAUUCGAACUGAAGAAGCCUUGUGGAUUGGCUUGACUGGAUGUAAAAGGCUUGUAAAUUUAAACGAAAACGUUUCAUGA
Blumeria graminis f. sp. triticale is the source of this 1122-nucleotide messenger RNA. NCBI's taxonomy places the organism in Eukaryota, Fungi, Ascomycota, Leotiomycetes, Helotiales, Erysiphaceae. The record is from the annotation of a GenBank genome assembly.